Molecule: messenger RNA, 1930 nt
Organism: Nothobranchius furzeri (turquoise killifish)
Lineage: Eukaryota; Metazoa; Chordata; Actinopteri; Cyprinodontiformes; Nothobranchiidae
Product: E3 ubiquitin-protein ligase RNF126
Biological process (GO): protein ubiquitination
Cellular component (GO): cytoplasm
Molecular function (GO): ubiquitin protein ligase activity
Source: RefSeq, a predicted model, not a curated record
UUCCUGUCUCUGAAGCAAAGCUUGCUGUUUGUCCCUCGUUGCUUUCCGUCUGUACCGACUGUACUUCUUGUGCUAGAAAUGGCCGAAGCCCCUCCACGGCCCUGCCGGUAUUUUUGUCACCGGUGCUCAACAGAGAUUACUCCGCAUUUACCUGACUACACAUGCCCACGCUGUGAGUCUGGAUUUAUUGAGGAAUUGGCUGAUGAAAGAAGCACUGAAAAUGGGUCUGCCUCCACAUCUUCUGCCAGUGAGCAAAAUCGCUCCACUUUUGAGAACAUGGACCACCAUCAUUUAUUCACAUUCCCCUCUGGCUAUGGUCCGUUUGCUCUUGGGAUUUUUGAUGAAAACUUUGACCUUCGAACACGGCUAGCCACAGAGGACAACAGAGAGGCUGAAAGCAGGAGAGAAAGGGAAAUGGGAUCACGGCAGCGGUAUAGUGCAAGGCAACCACGGGGUCGACAUGUGCCUCGGCGGCAGGGCACACGCCAUGAAGGAGUGCCCACAUUAGAAGGGAUAAUCCAGCAGCUAGUCAAUGGAAUCAUUGCACCUACAGCCAUGCCCAACAUUGGUAUGGGAUCAUGGGGUAUGCUGCAUUCCAAUCCAAUGGACUAUGCUUGGGGUGCUAACGGUCUAGAUGCAAUCAUCACACAGUUAUUAAACCAGUUUGAAAACACCGGCCCACCUCCUGCUGACAGAGAAAGAAUCAAGAGUUUACCGACUAUUUCCAUCACACAAGAACACGUCAGUGCUUGUUUAGAGUGUCCUGUGUGCAAAGAAGACUACGGGGUUGAAGAGACUGUUAGGCAGCUACCAUGCAAUCAUUUGUUUCACAAUGAUUGUAUAGUCCCGUGGCUGGAGCAGCACGACACGUGUCCCGUAUGCAGGAAGAGUCUUAGUGGACAGAACACAGCCACAAAUCCUCCGGGAUUAUCAGGAAUGAACUUCUCACCAACUUCCUCUUCCUCCUCCUCCUCCUCCCCAAGCUCACCUAGUAACGAAAAUGCUGCCAGCAACUCUUAGACACCUCCCAGUCUACCACCACACACACACAUCUGCACACUGACACACACCUGAAAGCAUGGCACCCCUGCUGUGAUCCAGCAGUUUGUCUCCACAGCUGAGACCAGGACAGCUUUAUGUCUCAAUUUUUGGGGACAAAUUUGACAUUUAGUCGUCAUUCCUCCCCUCUGUGCUGAUCUCUUGUAGCUGUUGAUCCCGAGUGUGUGAGUGGUUUAGACUUAGUUUAAAGAAAACCCAGAAAGAAUGUGAAAUAAAAAUUGAAUUGUGACCAGACCUGAAGUAGAAAUUAAACCAGGUUUGCUUUGGGAUGAAAACCUACUCUUUCCACAAGGCUGGGACACAUUUUAUUUUAAAAGAAAAAAAAAACAAUGCCUGUGGUGGACUUUUAGAUGUUUAGAUAGGAAGUUUUCAUUUUAUCUUUCAACCGCAUACAUCGAGUGGAUCAAACAAUCUUCUAAAAACAAAGUUCAUGUAUCUGAUGUUUUUUUAAAUUUAUUUGCAUCUUUACUUUGCACAAAAUAGUUUUUGAUGUUGAGAGUGUGAAUUUUGGUAAACUACUGUACAAAAAUGAGCAGGAUAUUUUUAAAGUAAAACUUUGAGAAUGCUUUUUUUCUAUAGGUUUUUUCUUUUUCCUUCGAGUGGACUGAAUUGUAUUUGCUGUAUUUUGACAAGUAGAGUUUGUUGCAGUUUAGCAGUGGACACAUCUUUUUAUUCUUCUAAGGAAAUAAAAAAAAAUCACAGAAGUGUGUUCACUAAAGCACGUAUUGAACAGUGUAAAAGACUAAACAGGACUGAUGUAUGGGCUCAGUUUACCUCUAUGGAACUUGCCAAAUGAAUUUAACAAAUCAAGUGUUAUUUUAUUAGCUGAAUUCCUUUUGUACAGUCACAAUAAAGUGCUUAAAACAAUGAA